Coregonus sp. 'balchen' is the source of this 222-nucleotide messenger RNA. The record is from the annotation of a GenBank genome assembly. Lineage: Eukaryota; Metazoa; Chordata; Actinopteri; Salmoniformes; Salmonidae.
AUCCCUGGACCCACGGGAGCGAUAACGUCCUUCACCACCCGGGUCGAGCGAGAGAGGGAGAAGAGGGAGGGGUUGCUGAAGUCUGAGGAGGAAAGGAAGAAGAUGGAGGAUUUCAAUAAGUAGUGGAGAGCGCAGUCCCUGCUUACAAAACAGACUCAACAGACGAUUAAAGAGGAGAGGGAGAGGAUGAAGGAACAGUUCAUGAAAGAACAGGAGGAGAAA